AUGACUGCAAUAGUAGAUCUGUUUGAGCACAUUGUGGACAAUAUCGAGGCUGGAAAUAAUGUAGUGGGAGUGCAACUUGACUUGAGUGCCUCCACAUUGAGUAAUGCCCCCGGGUUUGGCAAGGAGUCUCUUAUUCCUGGCACGCGCCACAUACGCCACUCGACCCAUGGUAUAAAGCCCUCCGACACCGAUCAGUCAACAUUCAGCAUCAUGGACUCCAGAGUGAUCUUUCUUGCCAUUCUUGUCGUGGCCAGCGCCUCUGCCGCCCCUUCCGCCCUCCUCGCCAGCCCUGUAGCCUACGCCCCAGGAGUAGUCACAGCCUCUAGCUCCCAGGUGAUAGCCCGUAACUACAAUGGUGUAGCUCCCGUAGUCCCAGCAGCCCCGUAUGUUGCUGCUCCCUACGUGGCGUCUGCUGCUCCCUACUUCGCCGCUGCUCCCUACACCGCCCCUUAUGUUGCCGCCCCAUACGCCGCUCCAUACGCAGCCCCAUACGCAGCCCCUUAUGUGUGGUAG
Homalodisca vitripennis (glassy-winged sharpshooter) is the source of this 513-nucleotide messenger RNA. Its product is annotated as cuticle protein 16.5-like. Lineage: Eukaryota; Metazoa; Arthropoda; Insecta; Hemiptera; Cicadellidae. The transcript is spliced from 3 exons. The record is from RefSeq and is a predicted model, not a curated record. Bases 1 to 513 code for a protein of 170 amino acids.